CAAUUUCAAUCUCAAGAGCUAUCGCAAUCGCAAUUUGUCGUUCAGUCAAAGAUGCUGUCACUACCGGUGUUUCUGUUUUUGCUCCUUCAACUGUUGUCCGUCUACUGUUACUAUCACGAGUACCGUUACUGGGAGAUAAAUGAUCCGCCGCCCAUAUGCUCAGAGUAUGAAAUGCUGAUUGUGAAUACACACCAAUGUGUGCGCCGUUGCAAUAUUGUGUGUCAGCGCGGCGUUUGCUUUGAGGAUGGACCGUGUCCUUGUGCGGAUCAGUAUCAAAGCUCACAUGGCGACAGUGUGGUAUGUGCCGCCGAAUGCGUACCCGGCUGCCAGCAGGCAGGUGGACACUGCGCCGGUCCCGAACUCUGCAUUUGCCGCAAGAGCAAACACUACUACUACGAUCCAGUGGCGCGCCGUUGUCGUCGUCGUGGACCCCGCCUUUUGGAUCUAUGCGGCGGUCGUUGCAUUCAUGGUCGCUGCUCGUAUGAUGGUCGCUGCAUCUGUGCUCAGGGCUAUGAAUUGCGCAGUACUCUGCUUCACGGCUCCCAAUGUAUGCCAACCUGUGAUCACGACUGUGGUCCCAGAGCCUAUUGCUAUGCUCCCAAUAUGUGCGCCUGUCGGCACAAGCAUUAUCACUAUGCUUGGAAUGGAAAAUGUACCAAAGACUACUAAGUGAUUUGUUAAAAGUGAUAACAGGGCUGUUUUAAGUCCAUUUUAAUUUAUACAAAAUAAUUAUUAUUAAAAUACUAUGCCAAAAA
Molecule: messenger RNA, 755 nt
Organism: Drosophila navojoa
Lineage: Eukaryota; Metazoa; Arthropoda; Insecta; Diptera; Drosophilidae
Source: RefSeq, a predicted model, not a curated record